Messenger RNA from Lycium barbarum (goji berry), 2787 nucleotides. RefSeq lists its product as uncharacterized. The record is from RefSeq and is a predicted model, not a curated record. Bases 1 to 2787 code for a protein of 928 amino acids. NCBI's taxonomy places the organism in Eukaryota, Viridiplantae, Streptophyta, Magnoliopsida, Solanales, Solanaceae. Gene Ontology annotation, molecular function: zinc ion binding; nucleic acid binding. The transcript has 3 exons.
AUGCCUUACAAAAGAACUUACAAGAAGAAAAACACAGCCACUAGCCAAAGGGCUGCCGCCGAAGUAGCUCACGAAGAUACUGUUCCGACUCAGGCAACAGCUCCAACCACCUCUACUGUUACACCUCCGAAUGCUUCGGAUAGGGAUGUUAGGAGUGCUAUCAAUAUGCUCACCCAGCUAGUAGCAGCUCAGACCCAACGUCAGGAAACUGGGCCAAGUUCAGGAGGUAAUGGGGAGUCUUCUAAGGCAAAGGACUUUCUCAGAAUGAAUCCCCCAUUCCUGAAACUUAAGCAAAAUGGCAGGCCAGUUCAAGAAUACUAUUUGGAAUUCGUUAGUCUGGCAAAGCAUGCCCCACACAUGGUACCUGAUAUGAGGGCAAGAGUGAGAAGAUUCGUGGGAGGUCUUGAUUCCCAUUUGUAUGAUGGAGCCAAUAUUGUUGCACAAAAUGGGACCAUGACUAUUUCCAAGAUGGUUGCUUUUGUGCAGGGCAAGGAGACAAGGCUAAAGGAGGAAGAAGCCUUACAAAAAGAGAAAGACAAGGAGUACAACAAGAGGGUCAAAUCUACCGGACAGUUCAGCGGGAACCGAAAUAGGAACUUCUUCAAGAACAGGUCAGCAGCACCUGCUCCGUCCACAGCAAGUGCCCCACCCCCUAAGUUCCGCAAUGAUAAGAGGCAGAAUUUCAGGCCAUCAAGUUCGUACUCUCAAACUAGUGGGGGUCAGUCGAACUAUAAUUAUCCGAUAUGCGGCAAAUGUAAUAAGAAACACUUAGGUGAGUGUCUCAUGGGCAGGAAUGUAUGUUAUGGUUGUGGCCAGAGGGGCCAUAUUCAGAAAGAUUGUCCAUCAGCUAGGCAAGAUACCGGAGGUAAUGUGACACAAACCACAAAUUCAGCAGUCCCUCGUAAUAAUCAGGCCCAGCAGGGGAGCAAUGCAGUUAGGGCUGGGAACGCAAGCGGGGGGCGAAACCGCAUGUAUGCAUUGACAGGCCGUCAGAAUGCAGAGGCUCGGGCAGAUGUUGUUACAGGUACUCUAACAGUUUUCACUUUCGAUGUAUAUGCCCUUAUUGACCCAGGAUCCACCCUAUCUUAUGUAACCCCUUUUGUUGCUAAGAAAUUUGGCAUUGAACCUGAAAAAUUGUAUGAACCCUUUGAAGUGUCCACCCCCGUUGGAGAAUCACUCACAGUUAGACAUAUGUAUAGGGGUUGCCCAGUUUUAGUCUACCACCGCAGAACCAUAGCUGAUUUAGCAGAAUUAGAAAUGGUAGACUUCGAUGUGAUCAUGGGUAUGGAUUGGUUAGCUUCAUGUUAUGCCACAGUCUGUUGUAGAACUAAGGUGGUAAGAUUCGAGUUUCCUAAUGAGCCAGUCAUAGAAUGGAAGGGUAAUUCAGUAGUACCCAGGGGUAGAUUCAUUUCUUACCUAAAAGCCAGAAAAAUGAUUUCCAAGGGCUAUAUCUACCACCUAGUUCGGGUCAAGGAUUCAGAUGCUCAAACUCCAACUCUUCAAUCUGUUCCAGUUGUAAAUGAAUUUCCGGAAGUCUUCCCCGAAGAUCUUCCAGGAGUCCCUCCUGACAGGGAGAUUGAGUUUGGAAUUGAUUUACUUCCCGAUACUCAGCCGAUAUCUAUUCCACCAUACAGAAUGGCUCCAGCGGAGUUAAAAGAGUUAAAAGCCCAAUUGAAAGAUCUACUUGAUAAGGGGUUUAUUAGGCCUAGUGUUUCGCCUUGGGGUGCACCAGUCCUAUUUGUCCGAAAGAAGGAUGGUUCUUUACGUAUGUGUAUAGAUUACCGACAGCUGAACAAGGUCACCAUUAAGAACAGAUACCCUCUUCCUAGAAUCGAUGACUUAUUUGAUCAGCUGCAAGGUGCCCAAUGUUAUUCCAAGAUUGAUCUCAGGUCAGGUUAUCAUCAGUUGAAGGUUAAAGAAGUGGAUAUUCCUAAGACAGCUUUUAGGACCCGUUAUGGCCAUUUCGAAUUUCUCGUUAUGUCAUUCGGGUUGACAAUUGCACCAGCUGCUUUUAUGGAUCUUAUGAACAGGGUCUUCAAGCCUUAUCUCGAUUUAUUCGUCAUUGUCUUUAUUGACGAUAUUUUGGUGUAUUCCCGUAAUGAGGCCGAACAUGCAGAACAUCUCAGAAUAGUGUUGCAGACUCUUAAGGAGCGAGAGCUUUUUGCAAAAUUUUCAAAGUGUGAGUUUUGGCUUAAAUCAGUGACAUUCUUAGGCCACGUGAUCUCGGGUGAAGGUGUUAGAGUUGAUUCUCAAAAGAUUGACGCCGUAAAGAGUUGGCCCAGACCCGCUUCAGUUUCUGAUAUAAGAAGUUUCUUGGGUCUGGCAGGUUAUUAUCGGCGCUUUGUGGAAGGAUUUUCUUCUAUCUCUGCUCCGUUGACCAAGUUGACUCGAAAGAAAAUUAAGUUCCAAUGGUCAGAUGCUUGUGAGCGAAGCUUUGAAGAGCUGAAGAAAAGAUUGACUUCUGCCCCAGUUUUGACCUUGCCAGAGGGAACCGAAGGAUUCGUGGUUUAUUGUGAUGCUUCGGGAGUUGGUCUCGGAUGUGUCUUAAUGCAGCAUGGUAAAGUUGUAGCUUAUGCAUCUCGUCAGCUCAAGGUUCACGAAAGAAAUUACCCGACUCAUGACUUAGAAUUGGCAGCUGUAGUUUUUGCGCUUAAGAUAUGGCGACAUUAUUUGUAUGGGGUGCACGUUGAUAUUUUCACGGAUCAUAAAAGCCUGCAGUAUAUCUUCAAGCAAAGGGAGCUAAAUCUUAGACAGAGGAGUCUAUUUCGGGCAACGAUAACUCCUUGA